UAUGAUAAUACUAUCUUUAUUAGCUUUGUUUAGUCUUUUAAAUAUAAUAAAUGCAACUUGUGAACUUGUUAAUGGUUAAUGCCCAGUAGGAUGUAAUACAAUUUUCGGAGUAUGUGUUUCUGAGAACUGUUUUGAUUUUACAGAAAAAUUAGGUGAUAAAUAAACAAAUCCAUUUAAAGGAACAACAAGUUAUGUAGAUGGAACAGUUGAUUUAAAUAUAACUAUAACUUAUACAGACUCAAAAUUUAAUGAUGUAAUAUUAAAAGGAAUUACAAAAGGAGAAAAUGAAUAAUCAUGUUUAUCUCUGAAAUUGUAUAAAUUCCAAAAUAAUUAAUACCUUAUAAGAGAAGAAUCAAGUUAUAAAUUAAAUUACAUAAAUGAUGGUUCAAGUACAAGAUCAUUUUAAUUCACAAUUCCAAGUAAAGAUUUUGUAAAAGAAUUGUAAUUAUCAGAAGAUGGAAAUAAAUUUUAAUUUCAUGGAUAUUAUAGUUUUGAUUUCUUGAUUGGAACUAAUUUACAGAGAGUUCUAUACUUUGACUUUAUUGCAGGAAUAGAAAAAACAACAACAUAAAAUAUUGAUACUAAUUUUGGAAGUUUGUCUUAAUACUUGACAUUGAAUUGUUCAGGAGAAUGUAUUACAACAGCCACUAGUUCUCUGUAAUUCUGUUCUGAUUAAGAAUGUACUAAAACUACAGAUAAAGCUAAUCUAUAUUUGAAUGAUUAGAUAUGGUUAAAACAUACUUUAACAAAGUAAGGAACAGAAGGUUUUUACUUAACGAAUCCUGAAAUCUAUUUUACAGGAGAUAAGUUAUUUAAAAAAGCAACUAUUAAAGAAAAAAAGCUUAAUUAAAAAGGAUUUGCAUUAUAUUUGAUUAAAGUUGAGAUUGCUUGGACACCUGUUUCAAUAUCUGCAAAAGCAAUUCUCUCUUCAACACCAGGAGCACNUAUAUGUAUAUUAAUCUAACAACAAUUAUAUUAAUAAUAAUUGAAUUAAUUUAAGUGAUUUUUAUAUAUAAAUUCUAAAAUUUCUUAAUUAAAUAAUUCUCAUUUUAAAUAACUAAUAUUAAAAAAUCAUAAACCAAAUAGAAUAAUUGAUAAUUUUUAAAGGAAUAAGAAAUAGAAGAUUUUCAAUAAUAAACUU
This is a messenger RNA of Paramecium sonneborni, 1141 nucleotides long. NCBI's taxonomy places the organism in Eukaryota, Ciliophora, Oligohymenophorea, Peniculida, Parameciidae. The record is from the annotation of a GenBank genome assembly.